Messenger RNA from Protobothrops mucrosquamatus (brown spotted pit viper), 593 nucleotides. Its product is annotated as ubiquitin-associated protein 2-like. The record is from RefSeq and is a predicted model, not a curated record. NCBI's taxonomy places the organism in Eukaryota, Metazoa, Chordata, Lepidosauria, Squamata, Viperidae. The coding region runs from base 1 to 516 and encodes 171 amino acids. Gene Ontology annotation, cellular component: cytoplasm; nucleus. The transcript has 5 exons.
AUGACAUACCAAAGUUCGGUGCCUCCGUCAGAACCUGUCUCGGUGGCUGUCAUGAAUGGACACAACGGUGUUCGAAUGCAGCCAGCUCUUGACACUACUUCGACCGUUCCUACGUCAAAGCUGGAAACGUCUCCUCCAUCACUACCUGCCAAAGGUCCUUCGUUGCCGAGCACCACGGCAUCCACCUCUUUGCUUCUGCCUUCAGCACCUUCUCACACGGCAGCACUUCCAUCAAGUGACUUGGCCAACAGCUCCCUCUCUCAGUUAAGCAGUUCUCUCUCAGAUCAUCCAAGCAGCCUAUCUUCUGCCUCGUCACAUACGCACAACAGCGUUGAGAAUGCCACCGCACUCCAGCCCUCCAACUCUUUUUCGGUUCCCGCAACCAUGUCCACCACCUCUUCGGCCACCGGCAUGGCCAGCACCACCAACAGCCUCGGCCUGAAUGCGACCAGCGUCUCUCUGCCAAUUCCCACCAGCCGAGCAGCGCCCUUAGUGUCUUCAGGUUCGCAAUCUUAACAGGUUGCAUGGAUAUAACAAGAGAGGAUUUGAGCCUGCAGGUCUGCCCAUGAGACACCUUGAGCGUUUGGGGAGGG